This is a messenger RNA of Magallana angulata, 4349 nucleotides long. RefSeq lists its product as uncharacterized. Gene Ontology annotation, biological process: signal transduction. Bases 275 to 3655 code for a protein of 1126 amino acids. Gene Ontology annotation, molecular function: protein binding. Lineage: Eukaryota; Metazoa; Mollusca; Bivalvia; Ostreida; Ostreidae. The record is from RefSeq and is a predicted model, not a curated record. The transcript has 15 exons.
AUAACAAAGAGAAUAUUUUUAAAAUAAUAAAAUAUAUUUAAAACGAUGAGCGAUACACGUUAGGAGAAGAAGGAAGCGACCCUUAAGUAGCUAUGGAAUUUCCAGGGAAUUUCCUGAUGACGUGUUAAUAGACACGUAAAAUAUAUAUCACAUGCAGUAUAUUCUGGGGAUUUGUGUUUGUACUGGAGACCGGCCCGCUGUUUUCUACAUGCAGUCUCGACAUACUACCAGAGACAGCUUGACUUAGGUAGUACAAAAGAUAAAGUUUCUACGUAUGGACCUUCAACAGAAACUGUGGAUUGCAGCUUUGGAUGGACGCACGGACGAAGCGAAGGAGUUGAUUGAGAAGGGUGCCAAUGUCAACGCAGCUACUGACCUGUUUAAAGCAACGGCUCUUCACAGAGCCUCACUGAUGGGCAAGUCAGCCGCUGUGGACGUCCUUCUGAGGAUUAGCGCCAAUAUCAACCAGGAGGAUGGGGACGGUCUGACUGCUCUCCACAUGGCCGUCACUAAUGGACACCGGGUAAUCAUGCAACAUCUGCUCAGAGCUGGAGCUUGUGUUGACGCUCAGAACAGGGACGGCCGGACACCACUACACAUCGCUGCCAUAAAUGGAGAUUUUAAAUCAAUACAAUUACUCAUUUCGGAGACGGCAAGCAUUGAGGCACUAGACAAACAUGGCCACUCGCCCUUGGAUUUAGCUAGAAAAAAGAUAGAAGAGAAAAAGGACGAAGGCCUAACUGCGGAGGCAGAACCUUUGUAUAAAGCAGUAGCACUUCUGGAAAGUUCCCACAAGAAAGCAGUGGACAGAAUCAAGCAACCAAGUAUUCUGCAAAAUUUUGGAGAAGAUGCGGAGUCCAGAUUUCACAAAUACCUACAGCAAGGUUCGGAGGAUCAUUACGAAAUCAAUUUGAUGUUUAUUGGUCAGGCGGGUGUAGGGAAAACAACACUUACCAAAGGGCUGUUAGGAGAACUAGACCCUCAUGUAAUACCAGCCAGCACCAAUGGCAUUGACCUUCACCAACACAGGUGUAAAUACGACAGGCAGACAAGACAUAUCUACCCUGUAUCCGAAGAUAACAGUGAUCAUAGCUUAAAUCAGAGAAUUGGCAGUUUGAUACAGAUGUCCUUGAAAGGAACUCCCGUACAAUGUUCAGGCAGGGUUCCCGAGGAAUCCUUGGAAAAUCCCUCAAACUACUCAUUUAUUCAUGAAAAGAAACAAUUAAUAUGUGAAGGUGUGACAGCGGCACAUGAAGACAACUAUACAAAGAUAGAUCCUCAAUUAUUAGAUUCCGCAAGUUUUCAAGGAAAUUCAGAAACAUACUCGGCAUCCUCGCAUGCGAACCAAGACUCAUUUACUUGCACUGUAGUAACUGAUGAUAUGAAUCAAACGAAUCCUACAGUGUCAAUGUCGAACAUCGAAAACUCGAUGUCUGACGUAACUACCCAAGAUUCUUUACCUACGUCAUCAACACUUGUUAAAAGUCUAGUCAAUCGAGCUAAGUUGUCAUCAACCGAGGAAAAACCAGAGAGACUUGUGCCCAUUACUAUUUGGGAUUUUGGAGGACAAGAAGUGUUUUACACUACACAUCAAACCUUCCUGUCUUCAAGUUGUGUCUACAUGAUGGCCUUUAAUUUGUUCGAACUUUGGCAGGAAUCUGAUCCCAUGAAAACAUCAAAUACUACUUUAGAUACAAUAUCAUUUUGGAUUAAUUCCGUGAUCACAUAUGCAAAGCAUUCUGUGUUGGGAUACCCUAAAAUUGUCCUUAUUGGAACUCAUGCUGAUUGCUUCCCCGUAGAGCAGAAAGGAUCGUCUUUAUGGAAAAUUUUCCAGAGAUUGGAAAAAUACUUCCGACGAAGCGUUCAAAGACAACAUUUGGUUAUUAGUCCCCGUUACUUUAUCGAUGCUAGGGAUGCAGAGGGUGUUCCAUUUGACAUUCUACGUCAGUGUGUCAUGGAAAUUGCCGAAUCUUUGCCGGACUGGGGCUUACCCAUUCCACAUAAGUGGGUUGUGUUAGAAAACCUAAUAGCAGAUAUGAAAUCAUCCGGGUGCAAAGUGGUAUCUGUAGAGAAACUGCAAUCUGUGUUAUCCAACGAAUUCUACUUCAAGCGCCAGGAAAUUGAAGAUUUCUUAACAUUCCAACAUUCAUACAGCAAGGUUCUUUACUUCAAGGAAAGUCAUCUCUUUGAAAAUGUCAUCUUAGAUCCAUGUUGGGUAAUAGAUGCGUUAUCUUCAUUCAUCACUGACGAAGGAACAACCAAAUACCCUACAAAUACCAAAUCUGCAGAAUGGACCAACCUCCGAGUCAAAGGAAAACUAAGCAGUAGUUUUAUAGAAGAUGUAUUGGGACAUUCCAGUUUUUAUCCAUUUAAAGAUUACUUGCUGGGCGUUCUUUGCAGACUUGAUAUGAUUACCCAAAGUAAGAGCGAAGAUGUCUUUUACGUUCCUGGAAUGGUGACAGAAAAGUGUCCUGCUCAGAUUGUCAACGAUAUACAAUCGGCAACUAAGAUAGGAUUAGUUUCCUUUAAGAUUUCUUUUAAGAACAAUUUUCUUCCACCUGCAAUCUACAAUAGAAUGGUGGCAGCAUUCAUAUCAAUGUUUGAGAAUAGUUCACCAUUGUCAACACAACUUUUCAACGAUUGUGCAAUUUUUGAACUGUCGCGCAGCAGAUGGACGAUGCUCUGUAAAGAAGGACAUGAAAUUCUGGUAUUUACAUACAUCAGCGACCGUAGAGGUAAAGCUGCAGACUUGAAAGCUUUCCGCGGUGUCUACAGUAUUACUCUAGACUGUCUCAGAGACCUUCUGAAAAUAUACAGCGCGUUCCAGAAUCCUGCUCUACGACAGAACGACUUGCCAUUUGAAAUACAUUGCCAGGGUUGUAGAAGUCCUCUUUGUUACAUUAGCAAAGAGGUGUUCCAUGGUCUCAGUCGCUACCAAUGUCCACAUCACGGAGACUACCUUUGUAGCGUUGAAGUAUUAGAAGAAAUAUUUGGAAUAAAGGAAAUAGAGGCGGAUAGAGACCCCGUCAUUUCUACAGAAAACCAUUCAUCUGAUGAAAUCCCGGCCAUUAAAGAAAACAAAGAGUGUUUCUUGGACUAUAUUGCAAGCAGAUUUCCAGGAACCGAUUGUGUGUUUCUUGCCGCUGCUCUUGGAUUUGGCUUACAUCUUGUGGAAAAACAGCGACAUGAGUUCGCCAGUCAACAUGAAUUGGUUUUCAAUAUUCUUUAUAACUGGGAAAAAUCUCACCCUUUUCCUCACAGUAAAAAUUUGUUACUACAAGCUCUGGAGAAUACGGAACACAGGGAAAUGGUUGAAGAAAUGAAAACCUUCUCAUUCAAAAAAUACUGGGAUUCUGCGUCUCUGCUGGACAUUUCAGGACCCGAAGAACAGACUUCAGACAAAGAUUUAGUCAUUGUGUCUAAAAACGUGAAACACUUCAAACGAUUGCUUAGGUUUCUUAAAGUUCCUCAAGAGGACAUUGAUGAUUGUGAAAGAGAAUUGAAGGGAGAAGCUGCUGAUUACAUAUCUUUAAUAUCGCUUUCAAGAUGGAAAUCAUUGAAUUCCAAUGCAACUAGAUUAAAUCUUUGUGCAGCCCUGCUAUAUAUGGAAUUGAGAGACUUAGUCGAUAGAUUGGUAACACAGUGGAAAGUAUAAUACACAUUGACACAAUUUAGAUGACAUACUUUUAGUUAGAAGUUUACUAAAACUUUUGAAUUUUCUAUUAAGAACUGUGAAUUUUAUGUUUUGAUAGUAUUUCAAAGGUUGUAUAUAUCCAAGUAUUAUUUAUACACGAUCUCAACCAUGACAAACAUAUAUAUUAAAAAAAGUUUUAAUUAAAAAGUUUAGAUAUAAAAAAUGCUUCUUUUUGACAAUCAAGAAUGUCAGUUAAAUGUUGACCGCUGUGUUCACAUGGAAGAGACCAAUCUUUCACAUUUUUAUAUACUAUAUCCAAGUUUGUUUUUAUUUAUAAGCCUAUUAGAAUCAACACUUAUUUGACAAGCAUCUACUAGUAUAGAUUUAUUAAAAAUAUAAAUAUCGAAAUUCUAGAAAAAAUUCAUAAAAAUGUGUGACCUUGAUAACUCGUAUACAAACUUAUUGCCCACCACAGCCCAAUUUUACUUAAGAAAUAAAAAGGAAGGUCCAUGGAUCAUCAUGAUUAUUUAAGCAACAAUGUAUAAUUUUGACGAAGUAUCUUUUUAGCUUAUCUUUUAGAUAAUUCUCCAUUAACAAUAAUCUUACAUGUGCAUUAUUUAUCAAGACUCGCUACGGUCUUUCACAAUUACAAUGAAAAUUGGUUUGGUCGCUGUCGAAAAAUACUUUGCUUUAUUUGCAGCACGAAGCGCUUUUC